Molecule: messenger RNA, 5570 nt
Organism: Tetranychus urticae (two-spotted spider mite)
Lineage: Eukaryota; Metazoa; Arthropoda; Arachnida; Trombidiformes; Tetranychidae
Source: RefSeq, a predicted model, not a curated record
ACGAUUAACUAGUUACAUUCAUUUUGCGUUUUACCUUUUUUUUUUAAUCUUCCUUAUGUCAAACAUUUGGAUAAAUCACGUAAAAUUGAUUGAGAAUGAUCAUCACUCGAUUGUUAUGUAAUUGUCUUGCAAUGAAAUUAAUAUCAACAAUUUAACAUUCAUCUAGUUAAUCAAUUGUUCUAGUUUUUGUGGGCAACAAUUUUACUCGUUGUUGUCCAUUAGUCAACCUUUUUACAACUUUUAUUAUUAAUAUUAUUAUAAAAUUAUAUUCACAAUUAUCAUUUAUUGCUGUGUUUUUUGUUUUAUUUUAUUUUCCAAUCAAACUUAAUUUUAUUUGGUUUUCCGUUAUUUGCACAAUUCAUCUAUACAAAUUGCUAUUGUUGUUAAUCAUUGAGUUAUUUCACUCCAAUCAGUUGAUUAUACAUUUCAACUUUCAUCCAUCCAAGUAUCAAGCAACAAAAUUGUUCACUUAAUUAGGAAUUGCGGUGUUACCAUAACUGGAACCAGUUAACACCCAAUUAAAAUCAUUGCAAAUGCUGCAAUUAAAAUUGUUUAUAUUAUCAUGUGUAAUAACUCUUGUAUACUCGCAAGUAUUGUUGCCUUCUUAUAGUAAUUAUAACAAUACAAAAGGACGAUGUGCCGAGUGUGUAGGUGAUAAAUGCCGAUGUGUAGGACAAAAAGGAGCUCGAGGUGUACCCGGACCUCAGGGAGAAAAGGGUUCACAGGGUGAAAGAGGUUAUCCAGGAUCUUAUGGACCACAAGGGGACAAAGGAGACAAAGGUGAUCUUGGACCAGCAGGAACAAGGGGACUAAAAGGUGAACCAGGAUUAACCGGAAUGCCAGGAUUUCCUGGAACCGAUGGUUUGAUGGGAUCACAAGGUCUUCCUGGACCUAAAGGAUUACAAGGACCUCCUGGAUGUAAUGGUACCAAUGGUAGUAUGGGUCCUGCUGGUGACAUUGGGUUACCAGGGCCAAAAGGUAUGCCUGGUCCAGCCGGAGAUACUGGACCGAAAGGUGAACCUGCUUACGGUGUUCCUGGUACUAAAGGUAUAAAAGGUGAACCUGGUCGUGAUGGACGACAAGGUGAUAAGGGAAGACAAGGACCUGAAGGACGACCUGGACCAAAAGGAGAAAUGGGUUUAAUGGGUCCAAUGGGGUAUAAAGGUGAUAGAGGUUAUCCUGGACCAAAAGGUGAACGUGGCAUAUCCAUAACAGGAUCAAUGGGACCACCAGGAGAUAAAGGAGAGAAAGGAUUGCCUGGACCUGCCUGUGAUCGCUAUGAUGGACAAGAUCGUCCUCCGACCACAUUUAUCGGACCAAAGGGUGAAAAAGGAGAUAAAGGAAACAAGGGCGAAACUGGUGACAAGGGUGACAUUGGACCUGAAGGUUUACCCGGAGCUCCAGGUUUCAAUGGUUUAGUGGGUGAAAAAGGAGAUAAAGGUUCGAUUGGUCCACAAGGGCCACCAGGAAAAGUUGGUUACCCAGGUCAAAUUGGAGCUCCUGGUCACAAAGGUGAUAUGGGUGUUGCGGGACUGCCUGGCUUAGAAGGAUUACCUGGACCAAGAGGAAUAAAGGGAGAUAAAGGUUUUCCUGGACUACCUGGAGCAGUUGGUGCUCCUGGUGCUCCUGGUGGUAUUGAAGGAAGAGCGGGUCCAGUCGGAGAUCAAGGUCCACCAGGACCACGAGGACCUCCUGGAUCACCAGGAUUGGAUGGCCCGCGUGGACAAUUAGGUCCCAAAGGUUCGCCUGGUCCAAUGGGUGGACCUGGUGCACCAGGUCCUUCAGGUUUACACGGUACUCCUGGUGCUAAAGGACAGAAAGGUAAUCAAGGAAUGGAUGGUACUCCGGGUAAAAAAGGUGAUUCAGGAGCUCAAGGUCCACAAGGACAGAAGGGUGAACCUGGACCGAAAGGACAUGCAGGAAGAUCGAUUAUUGGUCCACCAGGACGUGAUGGUACCGAUGGAUCUCCUGGUGUCCCUGGAGUCAAAGGAGACAAAGGAUCAAAGGGUGAAAGAGGAAUACCAGGAGAUGCUUUAUUAGGUAUCUCUGGUCCACCAGGAGAUCAGGGACCUAAAGGUGACCGAGGUUACCCAGGAAUGCCUGGAAACCCAGGACGGGAUGGAGACAAGGGUGACAAAGGAGAUUCAGGAAAAUUGUGUCCAACUUGUUAUCCAGGUACAAAGGGUCAAAAGGGAGAGCUUGGUCCGGCUGGUGAUCCUGGUAUUCCUGGACGAGAUGGAAAUGAGGGUAAAAUGGGUGAAAUGGGAAUACCUGGAGAACCUGGUCCAAUAGGUAUCCCUGGACCUCCUGGUGCUAAUGGAGAAUCUGGUAUGCCAGGAAGAGAUGGAGAAAAAGGUGACAAAGGAGAACCUCGUAAACUGGAGCUUGCUGAUAUGCCAGUUGGACCUAAAGGAGAUAUUGGUCCUCCUGGAACUCCUGGUAGACCAGGUAGAGAUGGAGAACCUGGUAAAGAUGGUACACCAGGAACACCAGGAGCAAAGGGUGCCAAGGGUGAUAAAGGAUUGCCCGGUUUCCCUGGUUUACAAGGAAUUGUCGGUUUUACCGGUCCAGUUGGAGAGAAAGGUUCAAGAGGAGAUAAAGGAAAUUCUGGUGAGAAAGGAGACAAGGGAAAUCUUGGCCCAGAAGGUAAGAAAGGAAGCACCGGUAUCAAAGGAGAACCAGGUAAAAUUCCGACAGCCGAAGAGUUGAAAACGAUGCCUCCAGGUCCACCCGGUGAAAAGGGUACAAAGGGUGAGAAGGGAGAAACUGGCCCUUCAGGACUAAUGGGUCGAGAUGGUGUUAGAGGAGACAUGGGACCGCCUGGAUUAAAUGGUGAACCUGGUGUCAAUGGAGCUCCUGGAGCUCCUGGUGAACAAGGUUCACCUGGUGAAAAGGGUGACAAAGGAGAUAAAGGUUUAGGAGGAUUGCAAGGAGUUCCUGGAUACAAAGGAGAUCGAGGUAUUCCUGGUGAUAACGGAAAAACUGGACCUAAGGGUGACAAAGGUGAACCUGGUUAUGGCAUACCAGGAGCACCCGGUCUCAUCGGAUUGCAAGGUUUAAAGGGAGACAAAGGAAAUCCUGGAUUCAAAGGAUUCAUCGGACCAAUGGGUCCACCAGGUUAUCCUGGAGAUAAGGGAGACAUUGGACCACCAGGACCUCCAGGUCCAUUUGGAUAUCAAGGUGAAAAAGGAGAUUUGGGACCUCCAGGUUUGCUUGGAAUUGAUGGAACACCAGGAACUCCUGGUGCUAAAGGAGAUCGCGGUCCUAAAGGUGAUAUUGGAAUGCCUGGUUCUCCUGGUUAUCCUGGUUGGAAAGGGGCGAAAGGAGAUAAAGGUAUCAGAGGAAAUGAUGGAAGAGACGGUCAACCAGGUCCUCCUGGUGUUAAUGGCACUAACGGAGUUAACGGUGUCGAUGGUCCACCAGGGAAAAAGGGAGAUAAAGGACAACCUGGUUACGCUGGACUUCCAGGGCUUCCUGGUCCAACUGGAUUACCCGGUUAUCCUGGACCCAAAGGAAUUGAAGGUCUGCCUGGACCAAAAGGAGACAUUGGAUAUCCAGGAACACAAGGAUUCAAAGGAGAACCUGGUUUAAGUGGAUUACCUGGAGAUAAAGGUGAUAUCGGACCUCAAGGUCCACCAGGACCUCCGGGACCAAUGGGUCCAAUGGGUCAAAGAGGUGACAAAGGAGAACCUGGACCUCGUGGUAUCGGCUUUCCUGGUGAAAUGGGUGAGGUUGGUAAACCUGGUAAACCAGGAGAACCUUGUCGUGAAGGAUUCCCUGGUCCUAAAGGAUUUGAUGGACUUCCAGGUUUGCCUGGAUUAAAAGGUGACAAAGGAUUCCCUGGUCCAGCUGGAGAUACUGGUCCUGCUGGUUUUAUUGGUCCAUUGGGUCAACAGGGAGACAAGGGUGACCGAGGUCCUCCUGGUCAAACCGUAUAUCUAUCCAAUCCAGGAUACGAUGGUUUACCUGGACUUGAAGGUCCAAAAGGAGAUCGUGGUUUCCCUGGAGUACCUGGUGAAAAGGGAGAUAAAGGAAAUCAAGGUAGAAACGGUGGUAAUGGGUUGCCCGGUCCAAUCGGUGUAAAAGGUGAUCAGGGAGAUCCUGGUCCAAUGGGAAUUCCUGGAGCUCCUGGAUUACCAGGAUUUGGGUCUCGUGGUGAUAAAGGAGAACCUGGUCCUCCUGGUGAUCGUGGUCUUCCUGGUGUAUCAGGAAAAGAUGGAAUUCCCGGUACUCCUGGUUACAAAGGUGCCCAAGGCUAUCCUGGAGUUAAAGGAGAUAAAGGAAAUAAAGGAGGUCAAGGUCCACCUGGAUUUGGUGGAAUGCCUGGACUACCUGGUCCACAAGGUCCAAAAGGUGACAUCGGAUUGACAGGACCAAAAGGAGACAAAGGAUUCCCUGGUAUACCGGCAAUUCCUGGACUUAAGGGAAUGACUGGUAUUCAAGGACCUCCUGGACCUCGUGGAUCUUAUGGUGACAAAGGUGACAAGGGUGAUGUUGGACCUCAAGGACCACCUGGAGAUUACAUUUUAGCUGAUUCUCUUAAGGGUGAUCGUGGUUUCCCUGGUGCUCCUGGAGAACCUGGAGAUCGAGGCUUACCUGGGUUAAAGGGUGAACCUGGAUUACCUGGUUUCCCUGGACAAAAAGGAGAACGUGGAUUCCCAGGACCUCCAGGACCAGAAGGAAAAGCCGGAAGACCUGGUGAUAAAGGAAUGAGAGGGCCUCCUGGACGUGACGGAUUACAGGGUCAAGCUGGUUAUCCUGGUGACAUUGGACCACCAGGUCCUGUCGGUAUGCCUGGACCAGAUUACUUGACGGGUAUUCUGUUGGUUAGACACUCUCAGGACAUCAAACCACCAACGUGUCCUAAAAACAUGGAGAAACUUUGGGAUGGUUACAGUUUACUCUAUAUUGAAGGAAAUGAACGUGCCCAUGGUCAAGAUCUCGGUUUUGCGGGUUCAUGUUUAAAACGUUUCAGUACAAUGCCUUUCCUAUUCUGUGGCCUUAAUCAAGCUUGUUCAUAUGCCUCUCGAAAUGAUAAAUCAUUUUGGUUAUCAACUAAUAAACCCAUUCCGCUGAGACCGGUCAAAGAGGAUGCUAUACAAGAUUUUAUUAGCCGUUGUGUUGUUUGUGAGUCCCCGGCCAAUGUGAUGGCUGUUCAUUCCCAGACUGAAAUUUACCCUGAAUGUCCUAAUGGCUGGAGUUCAUUGUGGGUAGGUUAUUCAUUUGUAAUGGCUAGAGGUGAAGGUGGUGGCCAAUCUCUUUCUUCACCGGGAAGUUGCCUUGAAGAUUUCAGAGCCGCACCAUUCAUUGAGUGUAGUGGAGCUCGAGGUACAUGUUAUUAUUUUGGUAAUCAAUUGUCUUUCUGGUUGGCGACAAUCAAUGAGACAACACAAUUUGAGAAGCCUGAAGGAGGAACAUUUAAAAAGGAACAUUUACGAUCCAAAAUAAGUAGAUGUUCCGUUUGUAUAAGAGAUCUGCCUAAUUGAUGAAUCCAUUUGUUUUAUCAAAUUAAAAAUGAUAAUCAAGCCAUUUCAAAAUGAUAAUAAAUUUUCCAAUUAAUUAGAUUGAAA